GGGUAUAUACAGAUGGUUGUGGGUUAAUUAAGAGGUGGUGUAUGAUGUGGUGUAUGAGGUGGUGUGUGAGUUGCCCUGUUAUGUGGUGCAUGAGGUGCUGUAUGAUGUGUAUGAGGUGGGGUAUAAAGUCGUCUAUGAUGUGCUGUAUGAGGUGCUGUAUGAGAUGGUGUAUGAUGUGGUGUAUGAUGUGGUGUAUGAGGUGGUGUAUGAUGUGGUGUAUGAGGUGGUGUAUGAUGUGGUGUAUGAGGUGGGGUAUAAAGUCGUCUAUGAGGUGCUGUAUGAGGUGCUGUAUGAGAUGGUGUAUGAGAUGGUGUAUGAGAUGGUGUAUGAUGUGGUGUAUGAGGUGGGGUAUAAAGUCGUCUAUGAUGUGCUGUAUGAGGUGCUGUAUGAGAUGGUGUAUGAGAUGGUGUAUGAGAUGGUGUAUGAGAUGGUGUAUGAUGUGGUGUAUGAUGUGGUGUAUGAGGUGGUGUAUGAUGUGGUGUAUGAGGUGGUGUAUGAUGUGGUGUAUGAGGUGGGGUAUAAAGUCGUCUAUGAGGUGCUGUAUGAGGUGCUGUAUGAGAUGGUGUAUGAGAUGGUGUAUGAGGUGGUGUAUGAUGUGGUGUAUGAGGUGGGGUAUAAAGUCGUCUAUGAUGUGCUGUAUGAGGUGCUGUAUGAGAUGGUGUAUGAGAUGGUGUAUGAGAUGGUGUAUGAGAUGGUGUAUGAGAUGGUGUAUGAGGUGCUGUAUGAUGUGUAUGAGGUGCUGUAUGAGAUGGUGUAUGAGAUGGUGUAUGAGAUGGUGUAUGAGAUGGUGUAUGAGGUGCUGUAUGAUGUGUAUGAGGUGCUGUAUGAGAUGGUGUAUGAUGUGGUGUAUGAGGUGGUGUAUGAUGUGGUGUAUGAGGUGGGGUAUAAAGUCGUCUAUGAGGUGCUGUAUGAGGUGCUGUAUGAGAUGGUGUAUGAUGUGGUGUAUGAGAUGGUGUAUGAUGUGGUGUAUGAGAUGGUGUAUGAGAUGGUGUAUGAGAUGGUGUAUGAGAUGGUGUAUGAGGUGGUGUAUGAUGUGGUCUAUGAGGUGCUGUAUGAGAUGGUGUAUGAGGUGGUGUAUGAGAUGGUGUAUGAGAUGGUGUAUGAGAUGAUGUAUGAUGUGGUCUAUGAGGUUGUGUAUAGUAAUAAUAAUAAUAAUAACCUUUAUUUUAUAAAGCGUCUUUAAAAGCAGCUUCUCAAAGCCCUGAAGUAUGAUGUGGUGUAUGAGGUGGUGUAUGAGGUGCUGUAUGAGGUGGUGUAUGAAGUGGUGUAUGAAGUGGUUUAUAAGCUGGUCUGUGAGGUGGUGUAUGAGGGGGUCUGUGAUGCACUGUAUGAGGUGGUCUAUGGAGUGGUGUAUGGGGUGGUCUGUUAGGUGGUGCAUGAGGUAGUGUAUGUGGUGGUCUGUGAGGUGGUCUAUGAUGUGGUGUAUGAUGUGGUCUAUGGGGUGGUGAAUGAGGUGGUCUGUGAAGUGGUGCGUGAGUUGGUCUGUGAGGUGGUCUGUGAGGUGGUGCAUGAGGUGGUGUGUGAGGUGGUCUAUUAUGUGGUGUAUGAGGUGGUCUUUGAGGUGGUGUAUGAGGUGGUCUAUGGGGUGGUGUAUGAGGUGGUGUAUGAGGUGGUCUGUGAGGUGGUGUAUGAGGUGGUCUAUGGGGUGGUGUAUGAGGUGGUGUAUGAGGUGGUCUGUGAGGUGCUGUAUGAGGUGGUGUAUGAAGUGGUCUAUGAUGUGGUGUAUGAGGUGGUGUAUGAGCUGGUCUAUGAUGUGGUGUAUGAGGUGGUCUAUGAUGUGGUCUAUGACGUGGUGUAUGAGAUGGUGUAUUAGGUGGUGUACGAUAUGAGGUGGUGCAUGAGCUGGUCUAUGAGGUGGUGUAUGGGGUGGUGUAUGAGGUGGUCUAUGAUGUGGUGUAUGAGGUGGUGUAUGAGCUGGUCUAUGAUGUGGUGUAUGAGGUGGUCUAUGAUGUGGUGCAUGAGGUGGUGCAUGAGCUGGUCUAUGAUGUGGUGCAUGAGGUGGUGUAUUAGGUGGCGUAUAAAAUCAGGAAGUUCAGCUCCUGAUUUCGAUCCCUCUGACCUCGGGGUCACGUCCUGAAUCCACUUUCUUUCCUUAUACCGCUCUGCAGCCGGAGGAGCUGACCCUGCUCCUUGU
This is a messenger RNA of Ictalurus punctatus (channel catfish), 2134 nucleotides long. RefSeq lists its product as uncharacterized. Lineage: Eukaryota; Metazoa; Chordata; Actinopteri; Siluriformes; Ictaluridae. The coding region runs from base 164 to 1183 and encodes 339 amino acids. The record is from RefSeq and is a predicted model, not a curated record. The transcript has 2 exons.